AAGUGAGAAUAAUAAGUGAGGUCCAAUAAAAAGGAAGAAAUGUCGUCGUCUUCAUAUGGCACGACGCAGAAGUGCCAUACUUGCCAAAAAGUUGUGCAUGCUGCAGAAAUGUUUUCUGCUGAUGGAAUUCCCUAUCACAAGAAUUGUUUCAAAUGCGACACUUGCAAUGGGCGUCUCGCCAUAAGCAACUACUCAACAGUGGAUGGGAAACUCUACUGCAAGGCUCAUUUUGAACAACUCUUCAGGGAAACAGGCAGCUUCACUACUAAGAAGUUUCAAUCAAGCUUAAGUGGAAAACAUCCAGAACUGAACAGGACUCCUAGUAAAGUGUCAGCCAUGUUUUCUGGCACGUUAGAAAAGUGUGCAGCCUGUAAAAAAACUGUCUACCCACUCGAGAAGGUGACGGUGGAGGGAGAAUUUUAUCAUAAGCAAUGCUUUAGGUGUGCUCAUGGAGGUUGCAGCCUAACGAUGUCGUCUUACGCGGCCCUUGAUGGAAUCCCCUACUGCAGGACUCACUUUGCUCAGCUCUUCAAGGAGACGGGCAGCUACAACCAUCUCACCAAGACUACUUCUCUCAAGAAAACCGCUCUCGCGCUAGAUCUUGAUUUGGGCGACCCGCCCGCAGAGCCUGCCCAAGAAGAAGAAGCAUAGAUAGAGACACAAGUAGAAGUUAUGUGAGUUUUCCUAGCAUAUAUAUGGUUGUUCUUUUAUA
Molecule: messenger RNA, 712 nt
Organism: Salvia splendens (bonfire salvia)
Lineage: Eukaryota; Viridiplantae; Streptophyta; Magnoliopsida; Lamiales; Lamiaceae
Product: LIM domain-containing protein WLIM2b
Exons: 5
Coding region: 40-651 (203 amino acids)
Source: RefSeq, a predicted model, not a curated record